UUUCUCCACUUUUCUGAGGUUUGUCCAAUUCGGGAGCAUUUUACAUUUGAGAAUACUGGGAUUAACUAUAUGCCGAAGACUAGAAGCAGAGGCAUUGGCACCGAGGGUGCAUUCUCGGCAGUUAAGCGCGAGCAGGUUAGAUGCGACGGAGACGGAGGAGACAGCUCGGCGGCGGGUGACCACGAUGAAUCUACCCGGUCGAGCCAGUUGGAUCGGCGGGUGCUCCGGUCUAGGUACCUGGCAGUCAUGAAUCUGAUUAAUGAUGAGAGAGAGGAUUUAACGAGGGGGGACUCGGAUAAGUUCAGCACCAUCAUUGGUGAAGUGGAGAGGUUGCAUGAAUUAGUUCAGAAGCCAAGGGAGCAAGUUGCUGAUGCGGAGGCACUAUUGGGCAUUGCUAAUACUUUGGCGACAUCUGUUAAAUCGCAUUCCAGUGAGGGUAUUACGCCUGCAGAGUUUGUUAACUGUUUGCUCAAGGAGUAUGGACAAUCUGGGGCUGUUGCCACCCAAGAGAGUGCUAAGAUUAUGCUCCUUUGGAAAGAUAUUGGUAUUGCUGUUGCACCCAUCUUUAGUAAGGCUCAUGGAUGUGCCACCAUGAUUGGACCUAUGAAUACUGAGUUGAAGCAACGGAAGACCGUGGUUCAUAGAAGGCGUGCAAAGCCAGCUGAAACUGCUCGUCCUGAAGAGGUUAACGACAAUGGGGAAGAAGGAAAAACAGAUACUGAUAAGAAUAUGUCAACAAUGUUUGAGAUUUUAAGGAAGAAGAAGCGUGUUAGACUUGAGAGUUUGAUAUUGAAUAUGAAGUCCUUUGCACAGACAGUAGAAAAUUUAUUUUCUCUGUCAUUCUUAGUCAAAGAUGGGCGAGCUGAAAUAACUGUGAACGAAAAUGGUUCUCAUAUUGUUUCUCCAAGGAAUGCUCCUGCAGCAAACUCUGUUAUGUCUGGGGAGGUUGCCUACGGUCAUUUUGUGUUCAGAUUUGAUUUUAAGGAUUGGAAGUUAAUGAUGGAUGCCGUUGCAGUUGGCGAGGAGCUAAUGCCACACAGGAAUGGCUCAAACUCAGCUGCCUCUGAAGCAGAGCCAGGAGUAAAGUAUUCCCAAGCAUCAUUACCCACAACGCCAAUAAGGAAACUGAGCAGGAACCGUGGCCUGGUGGUGCAGGAAGAAUCCAUUGUAGAAGAAUCUCCCGACAACGAAGAUGGCAUGUCUAAGGGAGCCAAUGCAAUCCGUGGGUGUAAGCGUAAGCUGACAUGAAAGCCCAGGCUUCCUAGAAACAUGUCAAGCUUAAUGUAGCUAUCAUCUCAAGUAUGCAGGUUUUGCUAUCCUUUUGUCCAGAAGCCUCUGCACUUUUGCUGCGUCUUAAUAUGUACAUAGUUAGGUUCAAUGGCUUUUUUUAGUUAGAUGUUAGAUUCUGUGUACUUUUCUAGGUGGAUUUCCACUUUUUUGCACCCUUUUUCUUCGUCUCCAUUCUUUUGCCACUAUUUUUGGGUUCCACCAAUGGAAAACUCCUCCCC
Messenger RNA from Juglans regia (Persian walnut), 1508 nucleotides. RefSeq names its product non-structural maintenance of chromosomes element 4 homolog A-like. The transcript is spliced from 7 exons. Lineage: Eukaryota; Viridiplantae; Streptophyta; Magnoliopsida; Fagales; Juglandaceae. Bases 70 to 1248 code for a protein of 392 amino acids. The record is from RefSeq and is a predicted model, not a curated record. Gene Ontology annotation, cellular component: Smc5-Smc6 complex; nucleus. Gene Ontology annotation, biological process: DNA repair.